Punica granatum (pomegranate) is the source of this 3239-nucleotide messenger RNA. The record is from RefSeq and is a predicted model, not a curated record. Lineage: Eukaryota; Viridiplantae; Streptophyta; Magnoliopsida; Myrtales; Lythraceae.
CAGAAGGUCCGGUUCGACGGAAACAAACGCAUAAGCCCAUCUCCACUCUCCACCCUCUCUCUCUCUCUCUCUCCCCCCUCCACCCCCUUCCACCCCGCUGCCUCUUCCUCAGCGCACAGUCUACUGCGAGCUGCAUCAGCAAAAACCUUCAACGGCUCCGUCUCCGCAGAGGACAGCACCCCCAAGAGAAACACCUAGAAAAUCGAAAAACCCACGAAGAGGUUUUCUUGGGGGCCCAUGCAGUUCUCCGGUGAGGGGGCGAACGGCUGAGAUCGAUUUCGGGGGCCUGAGAUCAGAUGGGUGGCUCGUCCGGUGAGCCCUCGUCGAACAACAAGGGCAUUGACGCGUCGGUGGGCGGGCUCGUCUGGGUCCGGCGGAGAAACGGGUCUUGGUGGCCGGGUCGGAUCGUGGGCCUCGAUGAGCUGUCGGAGGGCUGCUUGGUGUCCCCGAGAUCGGGCACUCCCGUCAAGCUCCUUGGCCGCGAGGACGCUAGCAUAGACUGGUACAAUCUUGAGAAGUCCAAGAGAGUCAAGGCCUUCCGUUGUGGAGAAUACGACGAUUGCAUUGAAAAGGCGAAGGCAGCUGCGGCAAGCUCGAGCAAAAAAGCAGUCAAAUAUGCUCGAAGAGAGGAUGCUAUUUUGCAUGCUCUAGAGAUUGAGAGUGCUCGGUUUGGAAAAGACCAACCAUAUUACUGCACCCGAAUGGACAGUUCGAGUGGAAGAAUAGGAACUUCUGCCACAGAAUCUCCGACAAUCUCACAGUCUGGUGGUAAAGAAACUAAUGGUUUGUCCGACGACGAAGUUGAUGGAGAUUCCCAUUGGACGCCAGAGCUUUCAUACUCUGGCACUUGUUCCGAUGAACCAAGCCAUGUCAAUUCUUUUAAGGUCAAGUCUGACCGAGGAAUGAGGAGGAGAACUCCAAACGACUCGGAGGAUGAUGGGAAUGAGGGUACCAAACGAAUGAGGGGUCUAGAGGACCUGGGCAUGAAUGUACUGUCCGAUAAGAAGAAUCAACCUGAGACAAUGCAACAAGAGAGUGGUCCUUUACAUGAAUCAAAAGCUGGUAACAGCUUAAGUAAUGGGAGCCUGUUAAAUGGUGGUAAAGGCCUUUCGUCCUCUUCUCAUAAGAGGAAGAGGUCUCAGGUGGCUCAUGUGCAUGAUUUCUUAAAGAAAAAGAACCGCCGCCGGCCCCUGACCAAAGUUCUUGAGAGCACAGCUAUGGUGUCUGUUCCAAUCACUUGUGACCAAUUUGCCAGCUCAUGUGGGUCCCCUCUUGGUGGAUUAUCUGACACUAAAAUGUCUGGGACGGAAGCUCUUGAGUCAAAGCGAAGCUUUUCCUCUGCUGUAGUGAACAAUAACUCAGAAAGCACAGGACUUUCAUUCGAUAAUGGAAUCUCAACAAACGUUGCUGAGCAUGCUAGUAAUAAGAUUGAUCAGGAUGACACUCAUCAGAAAAUGAAGAACGAACCUUCCUAUCUGGCAGAACCGCCAGAGAAUUUGCUAUCAGACUCAUUAUUCGACGUGCCAUUUGUUGCUGAGGAUAAGAAAUCUGCAGGUUUUCCUUCUGUGUUCAUACCCAGUUCUUCAGGAAGGAGUCAAGUUGGAGUUCUAGGAAGGCAAUCUAGUCAAAGUAGUCAAGCAGAAGAUGUAUCUUUGCACUGUGAGGUUCUUAAUGAAUCUUUUGUUUUGACCAGUUCAGCUGCAGCAUGUGUUGAUAAUGUCACCCAAAGGAUUGAGAAAAGCACAUCAAAGUGGCAAUCGAAAGGAAAGAGAAAUUCCCGACACUUAAGUAAUAAGAGAAGAAGACGGAGCAUUGGAAAGUCCUCAAAUGUAGGAGGUGGGUCCAACUCAAGUACUUGCUUGGGAGGUCUGGACUAUGAUCAGAAGGAAGAUUUCAAUAAUAACAAUAAUGGGUCUCUCCUUGCCAUGCCUGAUUGCCAAGAUAAGAAGUUGAAUGGGGUCUGUGAUUGGGGCAAACGAACUUCCUCUUCACACAAGGGAUCUCAAACAAGAAAGCCGCCUGAGCCAAAGAUAUCGCCUGAAGUCUCUCCGACUCCACAGAGAUUGCUCCCUUAUCGCCAGUCUCGGUUCACACUCCACCCAAGGUAUGAAACGGAUGAAUUUCCCGUCAGAAGCUUUGCUACGAGUUCAGAGUCCUUGUAUGAUGUUGAGCUACAGGUCAAUGCAAGCUAUAGGCCUCCCCACGUCCCACUCGUUUCUCUUAUGAGUAAAUUAAAUGGGAAAGCUAUCGUGGGCCACCCUCUUGCAGUGGAGGUUUUAGAUGAUGGUGAUUGCACUGUGGUGCCUUUGGGUGAUGGACUGGAGAUGGGUUUUGGAACACAGAGGAGUUUGGAGUUUAUCAGGGUUCCUGUGAAGAAGAAGAAAAGCGCUUCACGGGCCCGUUCCUCAUCCCGCAAGAAGCCAAAGUCAAAGAAAUCUGGGUUGAUGUCGAAAAAGAUGCGGAAGCUUUCAUCCCUGACUGGACAGAAAAGAGGGGAGGAUGAUCGAAGGCCUGUGGUAGAGAAGCCUAGGAGUCCGGUCAUCGCCUGCAUUCCAUUGAAAGUGGUGUUCAGCAGGAUAAAUGAGGCCGUGAAUGGCUCACUGAGGCCGACUAAUCGGGUCUCCUCUACAGUUUGAACUUCAGCGUUGGUGGGUGAGCAAUUCUUACUAAAUUUUAUUCAUGUGGUGUUAGUGAUCCUUUAAUUUAGAUAGGCAACUGCAGUUUUACUCCGUACAAUUUCCAUGGCAUUUCAUCAUCGUGGAGAGGGACUUGUAGGUGCUAUAUUGAGGACUGGAGCCUGGUCCAGGAUCGGCAUUUUGUACAUAUGUAACAUUAACUGAGGGUUGUAAAGUGGAAAGGGAUAAAUUGUGGUAUUAGGUGUUGGGUUUUGUUUCUUUACCGGAUAAUUAGAUCUAGGACCUUUUAGGACAUUAUAUGAGUUUAGGUGCAAAAGACGCUCUUAUUCUUCGGUGUAGGUUGGCCUUUGGAACAUUAUGGUAAUUUUUUUCAGCCUUUGUCCCCCCGAUAGAUAAUCUUCGAAUCCAGGUCUCUUUUACGCAUUGUUGGGAUGGAUUUGUACUUUUUUAUUUUUUUCCUGUUCAAGCAAUGAUUUGUGUAUGCUAGUCAAUUCGCAAGUGGUUAGUUGAUUCAUAUAGCUCUCUUGGUUUGUCUUAUGAGCCGGUAUAUAUAUGCUCCGUAUAUUUGAUAUCUUUCUCUUUGAAUGAGAUCUCAAUUCUAGC